This is a messenger RNA of Podarcis raffonei (Aeolian wall lizard), 2547 nucleotides long. Its product is annotated as zinc finger protein OZF-like. The transcript has 5 exons. Gene Ontology annotation, cellular component: nucleus. Bases 997 to 2331 code for a protein of 444 amino acids. The record is from RefSeq and is a predicted model, not a curated record. Lineage: Eukaryota; Metazoa; Chordata; Lepidosauria; Squamata; Lacertidae.
CCAUCUUCUCUCCCUUUUUUGUUAUUGUAUGAGUCUAGAUAGAGAGUAAUCUGGCGUCCCGCCAAAGCUCUGGCAAAACUCCAGCUUCUCCAACUCUCUCAAGAACGAUCUGGCGUCCUGCCAAAGCCUUAGCCAAUCAUCAAAGCUCAAACUCCAUUUCCUUCCAUAGGAAUACAGUGAAAGUCCAUCUGCUUGCAUGAACUUUUGUCAUAUAUGGAUUUAUAAAAGUGAAGGUGAAUCUUUGAUCCUUGUAAUCUUCCCUUAGGGCUCAGGGGGAGCAAGCUUGGAUUGUAGAGGAACCGAACAAUUAUUAACUGAAGAACAAAGAAACAGUGGGGUCACUCAGAGGAGAAAAUGGUGAAAUGCAAACAGGGGACACAGAAAGGGCUGAACUCCUCAAUGCCUUCUUUGCCUCAGUCUUCUCCGAUAAAGAAAACAAUGCCCGACCUGAAGAAUUUGGAGCAAAUGAUUCAGCAGAGGAAACACAGCCCAGAAUAACUAAGGAGAUAGUACAAGAAUACUUGGCUAGUCUAGAUGUAUUCAAGUCUCCAGGGCCAGAUGAACUGCAUCCAAGAGUAUUAAAAGAACUGGCAGAUGUGAUUUCAGAACCACUGGCAGUCAUCUUUGAGAAUUCCUGGAGAACAGGCGAAGUCCCGGCAGACUGGAGGAGGGCAAAUGUUGUCCCUAUUUUCAAAAAGGGGAAAAGAGAGGACCCAAAUAAUUACCGCCCAGUCAGUCUGACAUCAAUACCAGGGAAGAUUCUGGAGCAGAUCAUUAAGCAAACAGUCUGUGAGCACCUAGAAAGGAAUGCUGUGAUCACCAAUAGUCAGCAUGGAUUUCUGAAAAAUAAGUCAUGUCAGACUAACCUGAUCUCGUUUUUUGACAGAAUUACAAGCCUGGUAGAUGAAGGGAACGCAGUGGAUGUAGCCUACCUUGAUUUCAGCAAGGCAUUUGACAAGGACCCUGCAGCUUCUUUUGGCUCCUUGACUCCUCAGGAUGAAAGAGACGGAUCCUGCAAACCUAGCAAGGAUGGAAGGGGGAAGAUGGACGGUUGACCUGGUCCGGCUGUCUCCUGCAUCCCUCUUCUCAACCUCUGAGCACUCCCUCCCAUGGACCUCCGAGAGAUCUGAUGGUGAGGAAUUAGAAGGGAAGAACAAGGGGGAACACAACAGAAUCCACAUAGCGGAGAAGUCAUAUAAAUAUUCAGAGUGUGGAGAGAACAUCGGUCAGAGCUCCCAGGACACCUCCCAUCAAAGAAAGAGUUUCGUUCAGAGGGAUAGCCUCACUUCACACGUAGGAACACAGAGUAGGGAGAAAUUGUAUCAGUGCAGAGAAUGUGGAAAGAGCUUCGGUAACCACCGGAAUCUCACUUUGCAUCAAAGAAUUCAUACCGGGGAGAAACCCUAUCAGUGCUUCGAAUGCGGGAAGAGCUUUGGGGAUGGGGGUAAGCUCACUUUGCAUCAAAGAAGUCAUACAGGGGAGAAACCCUAUCAGUGCUUUGAAUGUGGAAGGAGCUUCACUGAUAGCUCCAGUCUCACUUCCCAUCACAGAAUUCAUACAGGGGAGAAACCCUAUCAGUGCUUGGAAUGUGGGAAGAGCUUCAGUCAGAGCUCCCAUCUCACUUUCCAUCAAAGAAUUCAUAGACGGCAGAAACCCUAUCACUGUUUGGAAUGUGGAAAGAGCUUCAGUCAGAUGGUGAAUCUCACUUUCCAUCAAAGAACUCAUACAGGGGAGAAACCCUAUCAGUGCUUGGAAUGUGGAAAGAGCUUCAGAAGGAGCUCCCAUCUCACUUCCCAUCAAAGAAUUCAUACAGGGGAGAAACCCUAUCAGUGCUUGGAAUGUGGAAAGAGCUUCAGUCAGAGCUCCCAUCUCACUUUCCAUCAAAGAAUUCAUACAGGAGAGAAACCCUUUCAGUGCUUUGAAUGCGGGAAGAACUUCCGGGAGCGGAUGAAGCUCACUUUGCAUCAAAGAAUUCAUACAGGGGAGAAACCCUAUCACUGCUUCGAAUGCGGAAAGAGCUUCAGUUGGAAGAACACUCUCACUUUGCAUCAAAGAAUUCAUACAGGGGAGAAACCCUAUCACUGCUUCGAAUGUGGAAAGAGCUUCAGUCAGAGCUCCCAUCUCACUUUCCAUCACAGAAUUCAUACAGGGGAGAAACCCUAUCACUGCUUGGAAUGUGGGAAGAGCUUCAGUCAGAGGGCCCAUCUCACUCGCCAUCGAAGAAUUCAUACAGAGGGGAAACCAAAAAAGAGAAAUAAACAAAAAAUAUUAAACAACCCUUACAAAAUACAAGUGUAUAGAAAAGAGAAAGGGGGGGGGGAUAUAAACUAAAAAUACUGUUUAUGACAUUUGUAUCAUAUAUAUCAUAUUGUUCGUCAACCCAUAGAAAGGCAGGCUCCCCCACUUCUCCCCUGUGUGACCCCCUCUUCUCCCCGUAUCCCACCCUGAGAGAUCCUUCCUUCCCUGCGUUCCUUGCAGGUCCCUCGCACCUCCAACUGUCCUCUUCUUAUGUGUGUCCUCCUAAAUUAAAAAUAAAGGAAUCUUAAU